GGGGACUCAAUGUGCUUCUUGCUAAUCACGAAUCACAUCGAGAGCACAAGAUGAUGUUGCUCAAAACCUUUUGAAAGCAGCAGCCCCACACUGCUUGUUUUGAUUUUUUAAAAAAUAUUAUUUUUAUUUUAUUCGCUCCCUUAUUUGACCAACGCUUGUCUUUCAUUUAAUUGCCUCGUUCGAGCCACUAUGGAAGCCGGUGCAUUCCAGCUGACUGGGACUACGAUUUGUUUGUUCUCAUGACACACUUCCAUCGAUUCAUCACAUCAGGAGAGAGCAGGGAUUGGCUUUAACUUUUUCCUUUUUUUAAUCGUCGACGAUCGCGGCUGCCGUGGGUACUUUGUGCACUUCAGUGAGCGUCCUGCUCGUGUCGGUGUUGAAGGAGCAAUGUGGAGCGGCAAGAGCGCGCCUCUGCUCAUCUCCUGCCUGGCGCUCAUGGCUUUGUGGAUAACCAGAUCGGUAAAUGCAGACGACACGUCUGAUGCCUUCAAAACCAACAUCACCCUGUUCACGCGCAUCCUAGACAGCCUGCUCGACGGCUAUGAUAAUCGUCUCCGCCCUGGUCUUGGAGACAGGAUCACUGAGGUGAAGACGGACAUCUUCGUCACCAGUUUUGGACCUGUCUCAGACACAGACAUGGAAUACACCAUCGAUGUUUUCUUCAGGCAAGCCUGGAAGGACGAGAGAUUAAAAUUUCAUGGACCAAUGAAUGUUUUGCCUCUCAACAACCUGAUGGCGAGUAAAAUCUGGACCCCUGACACUUUCUUCCAUAAUGGGAAAAAGUCUGUGGCUCAUAACAUGACCAUGCCUAAUAAAUUGCUGAGGAUCAAAGAUGACGGGACGUUGUUGUACACCAUGAGGUUAACCGUGCAUGCAGAGUGCCCGAUGCAUCUGGAGGAUUUCCCCAUGGAUUUUCACUCCUGUCCGCUUAAAUUUGGCAGCUAUGCUUACACAAUCUCUGAAGUGACUUACGCUUGGACUCUGAAUGCCUCUGAUUCCGUAGUAGUGGAAGGAGAAAGCUCACGCCUGAAUCAAUAUGACUUACUUGGACAAACGGCGGGGCAGGAAACUAUUAAAUCAAGUACAGGCGAAUACACUGUGAUGACAGCUCAUUUCCAUCUGAAGAGGAAGAUUGGCUAUUUUGUCAUCCAGACAUACCUCCCAUGCAUCAUGACAGUCAUCCUCUCCCAAGUGUCUUUCUGGCUCAAUAGAGAAUCAGUGCCGGCAAGAACUGUAUUCGGGGUAACCACUGUGCUCACAAUGACAACACUGAGUAUAAGCGCUCGCAACUCCCUUCCCAAGGUCGCAUACGCCACCGCCAUGGACUGGUUCAUUGCUGUCUGCUAUGCUUUUGUCUUCUCUGCUUUGAUUGAGUUUGCCACAGUCAAUUACUUCACCAAGCGUGGCUGGGCUUGGGAUGGAAAGAGUGUUGUGACUGACAAGAAAAAAGAGAGGGCAUCUGUGAUCAAGAAGAACAACGCCUAUGCUGUAGCAGUGGCCAAUUAUGCGCCGAAUAUUACCAAGGACUCCAGCACACUUCCAACCAUUGCCAAAGGAGGCGCUCUGGAACCCAACAAGGCCAACGAAGACGGCAAGGUCCAUGAGAGCAAGAAGACAUUCAAUAGUGUGAGCAAAAUUGACAGGAUGUCAAGGAUUUUGUUUCCCGUCCUCUUUGGUUCCUUCAACCUAGUUUACUGGGCUACCUACUUAAACAGAGAACCCGUCAUCAAGGACAUGGUGCCCUCCACUUAGAGGCCGGUUUUAACAAGUUCUGGUCAGGGGGCCUCGGAACCAAAUACCUCCAGCAACUGUGUGUACAUACAGUACUGUUGCAGAGUGAUGUCCUGGAUUGCAUCGUGAUCCUCUAGCUCCACCUAUUUUCUACACCGUCUGCGGCACAUUUUGACAAUUCUGUCUUUUGGAAAUGUCUGUUUAUUUAUAUUCCCAUUUCAAUGUGUUAUGACUUCUACUAGAAUGUGUAUUUCCUUGAAAGUUGUUUGUUUUUCCAGUUGAAGUAUGUGACCACCAUGAUAUCAACGUGAACACAACCAUUUACAAUGAUUUGAAGUUAAAUACUUAAAUUUAGCUGUAAUCAACAACAUCCGCUUGAUGUUUUCUUGUUGUUUUCUUUUUGAGUGAACGAGAUUAUCAAGGUUACAUUUUGAUUACGUUUGACUCUUUUCUGUUUUGCCAAUUUAAACGUGGCCUGGCUUGUUCUUUCCAAGCCAAUGCAAAAACACACUUGUAUAGCAUUGUUACAGACUCAAUGUUUUAUUACCUGUGCUAUGACUAUCGGUAUGAGGUUGUAAUGAACAUAAAAACACACACACACACACAAACAUAUUCAGUGUAUUCUAGGCUAAAAUGUACACCUUUUUUUCAUUGAAAAACGACAAUUUACAGCCAGGCAUAUUCAAAGCUGAGAUAUGUUCACGAGACAAGCCUUAAGAUACAUUUUCACAUAUGACCACUAAGGGAAGUAAUGGUGGAGGAAAAUGUAAGAGUAGUUAAAACGAACAAAAAAAUAAUAGAGCGAGGGGAGGGGAAAAAAGGGCCGUGGCUUGUGCGGUGGACAUUUUUUGAUCGCAAGUAAACAAUCUUACCUUAACCUUAUUAUCACCAGUUAUCUUUCACAAUUCAGUGUUUUUCAAUCAGAUGUUUGUUUUUGGCGAGGAAAUAGUUUUGUAGCGAGGUGCAAGACUAAACCAAAACAGUACAUUUGUAAUAUUCUUGUUACCACAUAGUGUAUGAAAUAUUUGUGCCGUGUUCAUUAAAUUUGAUUUAUAUUUUAAUUGCUGCAGUAACUUGAAAUGACAAGAUUUUAGAUGAACUGUAAAAAAAAAAAAAAAAAAAAACGGUGACAGACUUUUUUUCUCGUGUUGUAUUGUGAGAGGAUACAGCAAUGUUUUAUUGUGGUGUGUGUGUGUGUGUGUGUGUGUGUGUGCGUGUGUGUGUGUGUGUGUGUGUGUGUGUGUGCAGCAUUUCUACUGGCACUCAGAGAGGAUAGUGUUUUCUGAAGAGAAAUAACCCCAGUCGAAUAUCAGUAGCCACAUAUUUUGCAUUUCCUUUCAGUAAUUUUAUCUACUGAACAACAGUCUAUUUUUAUUUGAUUGUUUAUUCCAAUUUUGCAUGGCAUAACAAUCUUGCUUGCUUUCUUAUCUUGCCCAACAUUCCUUCUUUGCAGAUUUAUUCUUUGGCAUCUUAUUAAAAUUCUUAUACAUUUCAGAUAAGAAUGAUUGUUCACAAGGUCGAUGCGCUCAUUUUCUAAUAAAACAUAUCACCUGAAAA
Molecule: messenger RNA, 3288 nt
Organism: Hippocampus zosterae (dwarf seahorse)
Lineage: Eukaryota; Metazoa; Chordata; Actinopteri; Syngnathiformes; Syngnathidae
Product: gamma-aminobutyric acid receptor subunit alpha-2
Exons: 10
Coding region: 388-1752 (454 amino acids)
Biological process (GO): monoatomic ion transmembrane transport; gamma-aminobutyric acid signaling pathway; signal transduction
Cellular component (GO): postsynapse; neuron projection; synapse
Molecular function (GO): inhibitory extracellular ligand-gated monoatomic ion channel activity; benzodiazepine receptor activity; transmitter-gated monoatomic ion channel activity involved in regulation of postsynaptic membrane potential
Source: RefSeq, a predicted model, not a curated record